AUGCAUCCUACCGAAUCUAAACCCUACUUAUCCCCUUCAUCCAUUAACUGCCAUCCCCCACCUGAACUCUCUCCUUACCCACUCCAUUCGGAAAUCCAGAACGAAUACUUGCCUACUCCUAACGCCGUAAGGGGUUUACAACCCGAGGAAAUCGCUCAUGUGAUCACAGAGUUAUCAGAUACGACCAUCUCGUUGGAGAGGAGGGGGCUCUUACUUAGAUCGUUAGGUGUGGAUGGUGAUGAGUCAAAGGAAAGUAAAAAUAGAAUCGGUGGUAGUAUUAGUAGAGGGAGAAAUCCGGAAGAAUAG
Messenger RNA from Kwoniella botswanensis, 306 nucleotides. RefSeq lists its product as uncharacterized. NCBI's taxonomy places the organism in Eukaryota, Fungi, Basidiomycota, Tremellomycetes, Tremellales, Cryptococcaceae. The transcript has a single exon. The record is from RefSeq and is a predicted model, not a curated record. Bases 1 to 306 code for a protein of 101 amino acids.